Molecule: messenger RNA, 1845 nt
Organism: Diabrotica balteata
Lineage: Eukaryota; Metazoa; Arthropoda; Insecta; Coleoptera; Chrysomelidae
Source: the annotation of a GenBank genome assembly
AUGAUAAAAACAAAUUUAUGUAAGUUAUACAGAACGCUUACCAUUUUACGAAUAAGAAAGUUGCACCGGUGUCCUUUACAAAUCACUGCAAAUAAACAAUUUCCAGUUGUACCCACUAUUUCUAACAAAUAUGAGAAAAACGAUGAUUUUAAUUUUCCAUUUAAGGUACCAUGGGGCAUCUUUAGUUUAGUUGCAAGUUUAGUGUUUUGUGAAGCAAGCAGAUUAGAUCGAGAUGAGCAAAGGUUGUUUAAGGCUUGUCUUUUUGGUUUAACUCAUGAAUUAGAAAGGUUGGUAAAACAGGGUGUAGAUAUUAAUAGAAGGCAUCAGUUAGGCUGGACUCCACUUUUAGUAGCUACUGUUAAUGGAAGAUAUGACAUUGUUGAAUACCUUUUGAAAAAUCAAGCUGAUCCAAAUCUCAGUGAUAACUAUGUGAAUCCUAAUAGAACUGCGAAUGAAAAAGGAAUGCAUCCGAUUGAAGUUUUGAUGGCAAGGGAUGAAGAAUUUUCAAGUUCUUUAAACAACAAGGCAACUUUCCUAGGAUUUACUGCUUUACAUUAUGCUGUUUUAACAGAUAAUUUGGACAUUGCAAAACUAUUAAUAAAAUAUGGUGCCAAUCCUACUUUACAGAAUGAUAUGGGACACACACCAUUGAUGUAUGCCAAAGAUCCUGAGAUUAAACAAUACUUGGAGAAAGAGAUGUCUAUUUUCGAAGAGAAGCAAAAAGAAAAAGAAUUAGAAGAACGUAGAAGAUAUCCUCUAGAAGAAAGACUUAAGAAACACAUAGUAGGACAAGAAGGUGCGAUUGCAAUUGUUUCUGCAAAAAAGUUUGCUGUACGUAGAAAAGAAAACGGAUGGGCCGAUGACGAUCACCCCUUGGUAUUUUUAUUUUUGGGAUCAUCAGGCAUAGGCAAAACAGAACUAGCAAAACAAUUGGCAAACUACAUGCACAAAGGACAAUCACAGCCAUUCAUUAGAUUAGAUAUGUCAGAAUAUCAGGAGAAACAUGAGGUAGCUAAACUUAUUGGAGCCCCUCCAGGCUACAUAGGCCACGAUGAAGGUGGUCAGUUAACGAAAAAACUGAAGAAAUGUCCAAACGCAGUGGUACUAUUUGAUGAAGUAGACAAGGCACAUCCAGACGUCUUGACUGUGCUUCUUCAGCUGUUUGAUGAGGGCAGACUAACAGACGGCCAAGGAAAAACCAUCGAAUGCAAAGAUGCUAUUUUUAUUAUGACAUCUAAUCUGGCAAGUGAUGAAAUAGCUAACCAUGGGUUGAGGUUACGACAAGAAGUGGAAAAGUUGAAAGCGGAUAGAUUGGCUGUUCCUGAUUCACCAGAAGCCGAGCAGAAAAUAAGUGAUACCAUAACAGUUUCAAGGAAAUUUAAAGAUGAAGUAGUAAAACCAAUUUUGAAGCGACAUUUCAAGAGGGACGAAUUUUUAGGUAGAAUAAACGAGAUCGUGUACUUCUUGCCGUUCUCCAGAAACGAGCUCAUUCAACUAGUUACGAGAGAAAUGCAGCAGUGGGCACAAAAGGCAAAAGAAAAGCAUAAAAUAGAAAUAAGUUGGGACAGAAGCGUAGAAUCGGCACUAGCCGACGGCUACGAUGUGAGUUAUGGUGCUAGAUCGAUCAAGUACGAAGUUGAGCGUCGUGUAGUUAACCAGCUAGCUGCUGCGCACGAGCAGGGCUUCAUCGGUAAAGGAUCCGCAGUUCAGGUAUGCGCGUCGUGGCCAGAAAACUCGGAUUGCGCAGAAAUUAAGCUCAAGGUUAAGCGAAGCGGGUUGAAGGAUUUCGUUGAUCUAGAUCAUUCAAGGCUGUCAUUAAAGAAUUUGUCAUCGAUAUUUAAGUAA